Messenger RNA from Nematocida homosporus, 765 nucleotides. RefSeq lists its product as uncharacterized. The record is from RefSeq and is a predicted model, not a curated record. The transcript has a single exon. Bases 1 to 765 code for a protein of 254 amino acids. NCBI's taxonomy places the organism in Eukaryota, Fungi, Microsporidia.
AUGUCAAUCAAAGUGACGCAACAUAUGUCCAAAAGUGGUAAUCAAGAUACAAAGAAGAGUAAAGUGGACUUAUUGGACGCAAAUGGGAUGCCAAUUGAGGAAGAAGUAGUGAUACAAUCGGAAUUGGCCUUGAAGACUAGGUUUGAGUCCUUUGUGACGGUAAUAGAUGAAGAAGAACAGUGGCUUUGGAAAAGAAGCUUUGGAGCACUCAUUGUCCUGGAAUGGGCUAUGUUGUUAAUGAUGCUGCACAUGUUAUUUGAGAGUAGUGGAGCUUGGGAGAAGAAUAUGCAGACUAAUACGAUGUUUGGCUGUUUAGCUUUAGCAGUGGGAAUACUUGGAGCUGUUUAUAUUCUCUUACAGAUGAUUAGAGGGUUUAAGGCCCUAUCGUAUCGGCGGCGACUAAUGAGGGAGAAGGGUUAUGGUUGGAAGGGAGUAAUAGGAUAUUAUGCUCGGUACUGGGCUUGGGGCUUAUUGGGCGGAUUGCUUGGAUUUGGGUUGCUUAAUGGGUUUCAGUUGAUUGGUGGUGCAGGAGGACUAGUGCCUUAUGUAUGUGCUAUGGCAGUGUAUUUAAUGGGAUUGGUAGGACUUAUUUGGCGAUUGCUGGUUACGGCAGGGAAAGAUAAAUGCAUAGCUGAAAGGCGGGGAUACCAAGCUGCGAUAGCUAAACAUUUGGUAGAGUUAGUGCUAGUUGGCCUGAUUAUUAGUGUAUGUGCUAUGGCGAUAGCUACUCCGGAAUUGCGUGCUGACUUGAAGCUGACUCUAUAA